Strongyloides ratti is the source of this 390-nucleotide messenger RNA. RefSeq lists its product as hypothetical. The record is from RefSeq and is a predicted model, not a curated record. The transcript has 3 exons. Bases 1 to 390 code for a protein of 129 amino acids. NCBI's taxonomy places the organism in Eukaryota, Metazoa, Nematoda, Chromadorea, Rhabditida, Strongyloididae.
AUGCAUAUUUUUUUCUAUAUUUCUGUUAUUGCUCAGUUUUUUAUUUUUAUUAAGGCAGUAAAACAUAUUAGAGUGAGGUAUCCAACAGAACAUAAAAUAUUUGAAAAUGAUAUAAACGAAAAUAAUAGUAUGAAAAAGGAGAAGUUUUUUAAAAACCCUAAUAUACCAUAUCUUAUGAAACCAUUACAAUUAAUAGAAACUUCACAACUGUCAUCACCACAUAAUUUUGGAUUUAUGUAUAGAAGAGAAGGGGUAAAAUAUUUUCCAAUAAAUAUUGCAGAAGUUACAGGAAGAUUAACAAGAAAAGCUAAUAGAUCACAAUAUUUAAAAUUUGAUGCUGAUGGAAGGCAUGUUAUUUUUAAUAGACCAUAUGGUUCAAAAAUGUAUUAA